UAAUAAUAAAUAACAACAUUUUGCUUCGUCUUCGCAUUUUCUCUUCGAAGAACACCGAACACUCAGCAAUCCACCUUAAGAAAAAUGGAAUCACUCAAUCCAAACGACGCCGACGACGUUUUCCUCGACGCCCCCGACGACUUCCCCUUCUACGACUGCCCCUCCUCCCUCACCGCCCAACCCGAGCCCUCCACUUCAUCCUCCACUCUCUCUUCUCCCUCUCCGGCCGCUCUCUCCACCUCUACCCUUCGCCGCCGUUCGCUCUCUCGCGUCGUGGGUUCCAACCACUCAAUCUUGGAUUCCGAUUUCACCCUCGGCUCUGAGAUCCACUCCGCCAUCGAUACGAAGCCGAGGUUUCGGAUUCAUCGGAACCUGAAGGAAAGCCAAAAUCCCGAGCCUGAUCCCAGUCAAUUUAGCUCUGUGUCUCAAGCCCAGGGAUCAUCAAAUUCGACCGUAACCACUGAAACCGAUAAACGGGCUGAAGUCUCGGCCGUGGAAGCCAACGAUCCCUCAUCCCACUUUCUCAUAUACGUUGCCGGACUACUAAUCAAAGCAAUUAGCUUCCAAAUCAAUCUCUUCGUUACCUUCACAACACUUCCUCUAUUUCUUCUCUACCACUCUUACAUGCUCGUCACCAACCCCUUUCAAACAGUGCGUCGCGGUAGAGACUAUUUGAUCCAGGAGCUCUCAAAAUUAGGGCAAACCGUAGGCGAAAGCGUGAGUCCUUUGCUAAACGACUGGUCGAGGGAGCACAAGUGGGUUUGGAAGGUGGCAUUGCGGUGGGGGUGGGGGUUUCUGUGGUCGGUUUACGUUUGCAUCGUUUUGUGCAGCCUAUUGGUCUCCUCGCUCGUGGUUAGCGGAGUUGUGAUGAGGUUCUUGGUGCAGGAGCCGAUUCAGAUGAAGGAGAUGUUGAAUUUCGAUUACACUAAACCCAGCCCGGUCGCCUAUGUGCCCAUCGUUUCGUGUGAUGGCGUUGGUUGUGGCCAGGAUUGUAAGGAACAGAUUGGAGGGUUCAGGUUUAUACCUCCUAAUCACAGGUUGCAGGUUACGGUUUCGUUAACGUUGCCGGAGUCCGAGUACAACCGAAAUCUCGGGGUCUUUCAGAUCAGGGUUGGUUUCCUCUCUGCUAGUGGUAAAACCCUUGCCAGUUUAAGCCAUCCAUGCAUGUUACUAUUUAAAAGCGAGCCUAUCCGUCUUCUACUGACUUUUCUUAAGAUUGCGCCUCUCGUCACUGGUUAUGUAUCAGAAUCACAAACCCUAAAUCUGAAGUUUAGAGGUUUUACUGAAGGAGAGAUGCCUACUGCCUGCUUAAAGAUUAUGAUUGAACAACGAGCAGAGUACCAUGCUGGUGCUGGCAUCCCCGAAAUAUACGAUGCAUCUCUAAUCCUUGAGUCGGAACUUCCCCUGUUCAGAAGAAUUAUAUGGUAUUGGAAGAAGACUUUAUUCAUAUGGAUGGCCAUGAUGUCAUUUAUGAUGCAGUUACUGUGUACUCUAGUUUGUUGUAGACCGAUUAUUAUUCCAAAAGCAAGGCCAAGGGAUAGCUCUGAAGGAAGUAGUGCUGCUCUAAACGGUCCCUCUGCACAGGGUUGAGAAGUGGCUCCUGCAGACUUGAUGAUAAUGGUGGAAAAGGGCCUUAUUUCCGAUAUUGAGCUCAGUGUCUACUAACAUAUUCGAUUGAAACGCGUUACUAAGGUUUGGGGUUUAACCGUGUAAAAGACAUUGUUGCCUUUGUAUGCCUAUAAAAAAAAAAAAAACAAAAACGCAUUCAAUUACAUUUGGUACGAGACCCUAACUCUGAUUUUCCUCCAUUUUUCGUAGCAACCAUGACAUGUGUGAUUAUGGAUGAUGUAUUUUUAUGUCGAAGAAAGGAUUAAAAUUAAUAACCAUGUAAAUAUUUUUUAUUUA
Juglans microcarpa x Juglans regia is the source of this 1905-nucleotide messenger RNA. RefSeq names its product seipin-2-like. The transcript is spliced from 2 exons. Gene Ontology annotation, cellular component: endoplasmic reticulum membrane. The record is from RefSeq and is a predicted model, not a curated record. NCBI's taxonomy places the organism in Eukaryota, Viridiplantae, Streptophyta, Magnoliopsida, Fagales, Juglandaceae. The coding region runs from base 85 to 1590 and encodes 501 amino acids. Gene Ontology annotation, biological process: lipid droplet organization; lipid storage.